UUAAAAUGGCGGCCUCUUGAGAAGGUUCCAAGAAAUGCUACAAGGAGAAAAAAAUGGGUGAUAGAUUGAAGCAGAUUAGAGAAAAGUCGAAGCUUCGACGACAAAUUCUUGCGCAACAGCUUGGUGCCUCAGGAGGUGAUUCCAUUGGAGAUCUGCUGACCAGUAAAGAGGAACAAGAAAGAAAACGGCUCAAGAUAACAGGAGAACAGAGGGAUGACAUACAUCAUUCAGGAGGUGAUCCAAAGACCGUAGACAUUGUUUUGCCUGGUGUCCCUGCAGGUCCAACCAAGGUGCUGAUAUCCAGGGAAGAGAGAAGAGAAGGCAAAACUACUGCACAAGAGAAUACUGAAGACUUAAAUAAAAACAAAGAAGACUAUGAAGGGGAAGAUGUGGAGGAAGUUGUGUACAAAGAUUCCAGCCACUUCUUGAAGGGAACUCAAAGUGCCAACCCUCACAAUGAUUACUGUCAGCAUUUUGUUGACACAGGACAAAGGCCUCACAAUUUCAUCCGAGAUGUUGGACUUGCUGAUAGAUUUGAAGAAUAUCCUAAACUCAGGGAACUCAUCAGACUCAAGGAUGAGAUCAUUGCAGAGAGAGCUACUCCCCCAAUGUAUCUUCAGUGUGACCUGGAUAUGUUUGAUCUUGAUGACCUUGAAUGUAAGUUUGAUGUGUUGUAUAUUGACCCACCCCUGGAGGAAUAUCAACGACGUGCAGCUGGUACUACCUUUAACUGGAAACCUUGGACCUGGGAUGAGAUUCUUAAGCUAGAAAUAGAAAAAGUUGCUGCUCAACGCUCAUUCCUGUUUCUUUGGUGUGGCUCACAUGAAGGACUCAAUGAAGGGAGAAAGUGCCUAAAGAAAUGGGGCUUUCGUCGUUGUGAGGACAUUUGUUGGAUUAAAACAAAUAAAACUAAUCCUGGAAACACAAAAUACCUUGAACCAGAUGCCAUAUUUCAACAUACUAAAGAACACUGCCUUAUGGGAAUUAAAGGAACUGUGCGGAGAAGUACUGAUGGAGAUUUCAUUCAUGCAAAUGUUGAUAUCGAUCUUAUAAUCACUGAAGAGGUAAGUUGUGCAUGGGAUGAAAAAAAAAUUUUGAGGUUUGAUGAUGAAUUUUGUGUUUCUGUUUCAUGUCUCCUAGGCUGGCUAUCAGUGGGGCCCAGUCUCUCAAGUUCAAACUUCUCUGCGGAUCUGUACAACUCGUAUUUUUCUAGUGGACCAGAAGACCUUAUUGUUGGCAGCACACAAGAAAUUGAGACACUCAGACCUAAAUCUCCCACAGGAAAACACAAGGGAGAUGGUGGAGGACGUGGGGGUGGUAAUACUGCCACAAGGGGAGGACCGGGUGCACGGGGAAGAGGCAUGGUGCGUGGGGGGAUGAUGAGGGGAGCAGGGUUUCAAGGGAGGGGUGGGAGGGGUUUUGUGAGCUUUUCUGUAAGAUAGUUGGGAAUCAUUAGUCAAAGCAAGUAACGCAGUUGGAAAACUUGUGAAACAAUGUGAGCCCUUUUGCACAAUGUUUUACAUGCUUUCCAGUUGGUUUUCCAAGCCUCCGUCUGAAAAACAUUCACCAUGAAGUUUUGAUAGCAAUGUUUGGCCAAACUGAUGCAAAAUUUUUUAACUCAGGCCUCUUAUGGAGUCCCAUAAGAAACUAGGGACAAACAGCUCCUUUGUUCUUAUACUUAACAUUUUCUUAAAAAAAGUCGAAGAUGGGAAGGAGAAAUGAAAAAUCAAUCACUCUUCUUAGCCUAACUAUCCAUUGUGCAAUUUCAAAAGAAACUCAGUCAAGUGGUAAUGAUAUUCAUAACUUUUCUUUUCAUAAAAUAAAUCUAGAAUCACUGCAGCAAUGAGUUAUUCUAUUCUCAUAGUGUCUACAGUGAUUAUAUGGCUGGCAGCGCCCAUGGGGUCACCCAUGGGGUCGCCCAUGGGGUUGCCUGUGGGGUUGCCCUUGGGGAUGCCCAUGGGGAUGCCCAUGGGCAAUAUGAAGCAAAUCCUGUGUUCUGUUGACUACCCUAGCAGGCCAGAGGUGCCCAUCUGGCUCACUUUGGGUCCUGCACGAGAAAUAAAAUUGCUUAGAGCAAGCUCACGAAAAUGUUCAUAAUUUUUGGACAUUGUCAGCAAUGGAGUCGCUGAAAGCAGUGGACACAGUCAAAAUAAAGAAGACAUAAAUGACUCCUGGAGGUUUAUUGUACUACAAAAGCAGUUGGCUUUCUAUCCUGUCUUUCAAAAUAAACAAGAUCUUAAUUCUUUGUAAA
This is a messenger RNA of Stylophora pistillata, 2251 nucleotides long. RefSeq names its product N(6)-adenosine-methyltransferase non-catalytic subunit METTL14. Gene Ontology annotation, cellular component: nucleus; RNA N6-methyladenosine methyltransferase complex. Gene Ontology annotation, molecular function: mRNA binding. The record is from RefSeq and is a predicted model, not a curated record. Gene Ontology annotation, biological process: mRNA modification. NCBI's taxonomy places the organism in Eukaryota, Metazoa, Cnidaria, Anthozoa, Scleractinia, Pocilloporidae.